Ipomoea nil (Japanese morning glory) is the source of this 1800-nucleotide messenger RNA. RefSeq lists its product as uncharacterized. Gene Ontology annotation, molecular function: nucleic acid binding. NCBI's taxonomy places the organism in Eukaryota, Viridiplantae, Streptophyta, Magnoliopsida, Solanales, Convolvulaceae. The transcript has 6 exons. Bases 1 to 1800 code for a protein of 599 amino acids. The record is from RefSeq and is a predicted model, not a curated record.
AUGCAGGCACAUCUCUCGGCGAUCCAUGAUGAAAUGUGGGAAGUUGUAUGCACAGGACCCAUCACAGUGAUGAUGGUGAACACCAAUGCUGCUGCACAGGGAGCUGAUGCAGAACCGAUGAUACCGAAACCAAAGUCUCAGCUCAACUCGGAUGAGAAAACAAGAGCUAACCUGGAUAAUGUGGCACGAGACAUUCUUUACAAAUCACUGGACGACUCUCUCUUCCCAAGAGUUCACAAAUGUAAAACAGCCAUGGAGAUAUGGAACGUUCUUAUGAACUUGGGAGAAGGAGAUGAGCAAGAAAAGGACAACAAACUCACUGUUUCCAUGAAGAAGUUUGAAGACUUCAAAAUGAUGCCUAACGAAGCUAUCACCGACAUGGAGCUAAGAUUCACAAAGCUUCUGGGUGACCUGUCAGAUCUUGGAAAAGAGCUCACUGAAAAGGAAAAGAAUUUGAAGAUUCUUCGAGGUCUCCCGAAAUCAUGGGACAUGAAAGUCACUGCAAUGAGGGAUCAUCGCGACAUGAAAACCACAAGCACAAGAAAAAUAUUCAGUGAUCUGAAAGCCUAUGAGUUCGAGCACGAACCGAAAGAAUCAGAAGAACCCGAGAUCAGAAACGCGGCUUUGGUGGCCAACCAACAACCCUCGACAUCAAAUAGGUCAACUUCUAACUCUGCAAAUUUUUUAUCUGACGAACAAUAUGCCAUUUCCUCAAGCUCAAGCUCGGAUGAUGACAGUGCUAAUGGAGAGAAGGGACUUCUAUGCUUGUUCAGCAAGGAAGACGAAUCAAGCGAAAUGUGUCUUAUGACACAAGAUGAAGAGGUAGACUCUCAAUCAUCCUCUUUUCUUUCGUUAGAAACAAACUCAUCACAUGAUCAAAACUCCAAUGAAUCUGUUAAUGAUGUGAUGAGGAGAUUUGCUAUCAUAAAUAGCACAUACUCUAAAUUGAAGGAGGAGAACUCUCGAUUAUUGAUCAGCCACAAUGAGCUAAGGCGAGUUCGAAUAGAGAACAUAAAGCUAGCCAUUGUAAAGGAUCAACUCGAAAAAAUGGUAAAUGGGUCAAAGCCGCCUGGGGAAAGAACCGGAAUUAGUUAUGACCUCGGCUCCUCUUCACAUGCCACCUUAAACCAACCCACAAAUGUUUACACCCGUGAAAGCUUUACAUCUAUUUUUGUUCAAGGUCCCACUCAAAUGUCUGAGCCAAUGACCAAGGAAAAACAUGUCAUAUGGUAUGUGGAUAGUGGAUGCUCAAGACAUAUGACUGGUGACAAAACAAUUUUGAGCAACUUUAAGGAAAUUGAUGGCCCAAAAGUGAUAUUUGGAGGAGAAACAAGUGGAAAGGCGUGUGGAACAGGAGAUGUCAUUAGAAAUGGCAUAACAAUUCAAAAUGUUUCAUACGUAGAAGGAUUGAAAUUCAACUUGCUGAGCACAACUAAAAGCAAUGCAGAUCUAUGUUGGGAAUGGCACAACAAACUAAGUCAUCUGAACAUUAAGACCAUCAACAAGCUUGCAAAGAAAAAUCUUGUAGAAGGUCUACCAGAAGCAACGUACAUCAAAGAAAAAAUUUGUGAAGCAUGUCAAAAGGGAAAACAAAUGAAAUCAUCUUUCAAGUCCAAAGAAUCAGAUAUAAACUCUCGACCAUUGAGUUUGCUACACAUGGAUUUAUUCGGACCAGUUGACCCCGCAAGCCUCAGUGGACGAAAGUACACGCUAGUCGUGGUGGAUGAUCACACGAAGUGUUUUAUUCACAACAACGGGAAGACUCAUCUAAAAGCUUUUGACGAAAGAGCUGAUGAAUGA